CAUGCAUGAAACAAACAGGUGGUCUCCUACUUGCUCAUCACCGAACUUGAUCUACUCCAAUUUGCCUUCAACACUUUGAGCGAGUUUUUGAAGGAGUGAGCGCAUCAUUAAAUUUCACUCGCUGGCUUAUUCCUCAACAUGCAGGAGCCAAAGUUUACGGAAUACUGUUAUCCUAAGUUUCCCAAAAGGUGGGGUUAUCAUGUGUUUGGCCCUGAUCAUCCUCGGGUCAAUAUAACUCACAUCGCUGGUGGAUGCUUUGAAAAUGUUCGCCCUGGAAAUUGUGAGGGACAUCAUUUUUCAUUUCGUGUGCCGCCGGAACAGCCUACUGCUCAUACUGGAACUCAUCGACCUGAGCCUGGGCCAGAACCCAAACCAUCCCAACGGACAAAUACUUCCCCGAUUGAAAUUCAAAUGAAGAAAAUCUAUCGGAGUAUGCUCUUUGAUAAGAAUUUAGGGGGCGAAAAUCUGUUCAAUCGGCGCCGAUCUGAGGAUAAAGAUGGUGGGCCACAUGGUGGUGGUCAUGCUCACACACACACUGCUGGGCCUCGUAUGACUGCCACUGCGGACUUCACGGAUAAAGGUGGACCGAGAGUAACAGCUACUUUUGCAGCUGGCUAUACUUCACCGCCAAGAUUUAACACAAAUCGUCACCGAACUCCGUCGCCACUAAAUCAUCCGCCUGCUGAUAAACCCAAAGAACCCAAUCCAAAAUUCACAACGAUAUUUGAUAUACGGUCCACGCCAACUCAAACUCUGAACAGGGAGAAUGGGCUUAUGGACCAUGGGAAUACUGACCAAGAGAGAGCCAUGAAUCUGUCAACAAACUCAAGCCUUGAGAUGCACAGCCCAACUCCAAAUGGAGAUCAUGCAUCGGAGAAUGGCGAUGUUCACUCAUCCAUGCAGAAUGGUUCAGCAAUAAAAACAAAACGAAAAAGUAAAACAAUGACGGACUUCCCUCAUCAGCCUCCAUUGCUGUUGAUGCAGCAGCAACAUGGACUUAUUCCACAGCCAAUGCAGCAAUUACUUCAGCAGCAUAUCCCAUCACCUCAGCAGCUACAGCAGGCCAUGCAGCAGUCAGCAUUCUUACAGCAGAGUGGUCAUCAAAAGCUCCACGAACAACUCAUACAGCACAUGAAUGAACAGUUACAGUUAAACAUUGUGCAGCAGUCCCAGCUGAUGCAGCAAGCCGCCACUGACAAGAAACAGAACUCUAAGCAAAUCCAAACCCAGUUGCAGCAGCUUGCCAUCCAGCAGCAGCAACUGGUUCAGCAGAUGCAGCUUCAGCAGAGACAGUACCUGCUCAGUCAUGGGCUAGGGUUGCCACAGUUUGGAAUGCAUCAGGGUAUGAAUCCACUUGAGCUACAGCAACUCUGGAAAGAGGUCGCCUCACAAUCUGGCACUGAUGAAAGUGCCGUCAAAAAUAAUGUCACCAAUGGCUUUUCAAUAGGAGGUCCUUCAUUACUCCCUUCGCUUAAUGGUAUGAUGGAUGGAUCAUACAUGAUGCCAGGUUUAUUAGGGCAGUCUGGCUCCAUCCAACUCCUAAAAACAGAUAGUGCUUCCACCCAGAACACAUUGUAUGGCCAUGGUGUCUGUAAGUGGCCAGGAUGUGACACACCAUGUGAUGAUUAUGCUGAUUUCAUGAAACACAUGAAUAAUGAGCACACCCUUGACGACAGAAGUACAGCACAAGCUAGGGUACAAAUGCAAGUUGUAUCUCAGCUCGAAAUACAGCUGAAUAAAGAGAGAGAACGCCUUCAAGCGAUGAUGCACCACCUCCAUAUGAAACCUCACAAUCAGGAGCAGCCGAAACAAGACAAUCACAUGCCACCCAGCCCAGUCAUUCCUCCUCAAAAGCCCAGGGAACGCGAACGGGAACGUGAGCGUGAGCGUGACCGGGAGCGGGAUGAGCGGCCGGUUUCCCCGCCAUCUCCUGUCAACUUGGUCAAGCCAAUCAUCUCGUCCGCUUCCCAGCCGAUGCUGAUGUCAUCGAUGCCAUCUACGCCAACGUCAUCACCCCCUGAGCCUCGUGACCCCACCAAUAGUCUCCCCUCGUCAAACAGCAUGGCUGGACCAAUCAGACGACGGGUCUCAGACAAGUGUAAUCUUCCAAUAUCAGCAGAUUCUUCUAUUCCAGAAAUACAAAGAAAUAGGGACUUUUAUAAAAGUACAGACGUACGACCGCCAUUCACCUAUGCUUCUUUAAUUCGUCAGGCCAUAAUCGAGUCCCCCAAUCGCCAGUUAACGCUGAAUGAGAUUUAUCAGUGGUUCACAACGACGUUUGCAUACUUCCGGCGGAAUGAGGCCACCUGGAAGAAUGCUAUACGCACCAACUUGUCCCUGCAUAAAUGUUUUGUAAGAUAUGAGGAUGAUUUUGGGUCAUUUUGGAUGGUCGAUGACAUGGAGUUUAUACGACGACGCCAUCUAACACGAGGUCGACCGAGAAAAUAUCAUGACUCAGAAUCUGCCGCGGCACAAAUGCAAAUGAAGAGCCCGUCUAUGACACAGAGUCCUCAGCUUUAUGGGGAGAGCUUGAACGCUAGUCUCAGGGCUGCCCUAGCGGAGAGUGGUAACGUGUCGUUGUUGUCCAAUCAAAAUUCAUCAAUGCAGGAGGAGGUCGAGGACCUGUCGCUGAAUAAAUACAACAGCAGUAUGAACAGUUCGAAUGAAGACAGCACUGAUUACGGUUAUUGGACGGCUAAAGACAGUGAGUGCGUGGACGAAUGGAUGAAUGUCUGUGACAAUUUGGUGCUGAACUUAAAACAGGAGCUUAACGCUGAUGAACAGCUGAUGCAUCUGGCGGAGAGGACGCGCCAGGAGUCUGGCAGCCACCAUGACAUGGAGAAUGACCUUGAGAAGUACAGAGAAGGUAGCCUUGACCUUAAAUACAAAGAUGACCUUGAGAAAUAUAAAAAUGACCUUGAGAGGUUCAAAGAUGAAGAAAUGCAGGAUGAGGAAAGCCAUGAACAGACUGGGUCAGAUGAAGAGCGAUCGCCGGCAGGAUCAUAUGGGCAGCUGUCGCCGAGAUAUGAACAAUCGCUUGGCUUGUACAACAAUUUCUCUGCCGAGGAUUCAGGGCGUCCUCUCGCCCUGACAACAGCGAGUUAACAUUCCACGCUAGUCUCAUUGUCAGUAAACAUCUCAUGUCGAGAUUCAUCAAAUUCAUGCAAAUAUGCGCUGUGAACUUUUGAGUCACCAGUGCAUGCAGUUGCUCCCUAUUACAUUGAAGUUACAGGCUCACCAAUUCUAUGCGUUGGGUCUAGCCUUGAAGUUCUUGCAUGAAGUAUUGACAUUUGUUUUCAGUUAGCGAUGUUUCUCAUUCAGGUGUUACAAAAGUUCGCUAUAUACCUAAACUUUGUCUCUCAAACAGACUACUAGUCCUGUACCAUUGCAAGGUUUAUUUCAGUUGUGUUACAUGCAGAGCAGUAUACAGUAUGUUACUUGCCGCAGUAUUUGAAUUGUGCUAAACUUUUAUGUGAAGUGCUUGUCUGUUUGGAUUUCGAAGAAAUUUUCUCGAAUCAACUUUUUUUUGAAAAAUAUGUCUGUAUGUUAUUUUACAUUGGUGAUUUAUCAGUAGGUUCAAAGCAGUGGGACGUUUAGUUCAUUUUGUGUAAAAGGGUAUAUUGAACUAUGUAUAUUUGAGUUGAACAUGCUAAAAACCUGUACAGAUUUUGUUGCAAAAUGCGACUUUAAUUGCAGUAUGCAAAAUGGCUUUGACAUAAUGUGUUACAAUCAGUCAACAGUACUUCAGGGAGUGUAUAAAGGGUGUAGUAAACAUGUGAACAUGACAUUAAACUUUACCCACCAGUCAGUCCAUGUCUCAUUUCUAGGACUGGCUAUAUGUGGCAGUUGUCCAGCUAUUCAAACAUAUCAUGCAUGACAGCAUUGGAUAUGGCCUAAUGUUACUUUUGAGAGAAACACAAAUACCUGGGGAGUUGCUCCCAUGGCAUGUACACAGCAUCCUUGGGCCAAAAAAUGCGUGAUGGGGGCGGGGGUUGUUCUGAAUGGGGCAAAUAGAUAGAAUAGUGUGAUGUGUAUAUUUAUGAUUGUCGUUGCAAAUUAGUAAUUUAAUUUUGAGAUUGAUUAGCCGCUAUCAGCCAUUAGGUGUUAGAUUCUUCGAGAUGAAUAUCUAUAGUUGAAGUUAUUGGUUCAUUUAAAAACCACUCAGGAUUUAGACUAGUCACCUUGUAGUGGCUUCUUCAUCAUGAGUGCUAGUUGUCAUGUAGAAGCUGGUAAUUCUAAGUUGAAGAAGUGUUAGCAAUGGUUCCAAUCGGAUCAAGAUAGCCAUCUUUUGGGAGGAUCAUUGAUUUUUAUGCAGACUGGUGGUGGCACCUGGAGGUUGAUGGGUGAACCAAUAACCUCAACUAGAUCAUCUGCUUUGAGUGAACAUAAAUAUCAAAGAGCUUCAAAUUAGGUGGUCGAUAUUGUCCAUUAGAACAACCAGAAAUAGACUUAUGUUACAUGCCAACAUAGUCAUCCCUGCAGUUAGGCCAUGAGGUAAUCGGAGGCAUGCUAUAUGUCAACAGUUCGAAUUGUUGCACCAGUAUAAUCUAAAAGCUUAUGGCAACCUGUUGUGGGGGUCUGGUAAAACACAGUAUUUUGUAUUUGAUGUAAUUUCUGGUAAUUGGAAAUAUUAGGUCAUUAAAGGAGUACUCCAGUUGUCCAAUGAUUUCAAAUUUAAUUUGAUUUUCCAAUUUUGUAAAUACGUACUGAAUAUGAAUUUCAACCUUGUCUAGAUUGAUACACAAAUAUUAUAAAGGUCAAGUUUCAGUGAAUUUGUGUGCAUAAUAACUGCACCAGGGCAAUGUUUAUUUCUGUUUACGAGAGCCAUGAGAAAAUACAAUGUACACAAACAGCUUUGACCUUUGAUGCCGCUUACCUCAGAUUCAUUCACUCGGGCUGUAUGCCGUGCCAUUUUCAUUACCAUAGAGAUUGCAGGGUACCGGUGGUUUGACUGUUAUCUCGAAUUCGUUUAUCAUUCAGCAAUAAAGUUGUGCUGGUGUGUAAUGUCACUCCUGGACAUUUAUUUUGGUUCUUUCCACUUCAGUCUUGUGAAAAACCUUGCAAAUCACAGACCUUGUUAUGAUCAGCCUUUGAGAAUAAAUAGGCACAAACACUUUAUUUUUAUUUUGACUUGACCAUAGACCAGUAUGCAUUUUUGGUUCAGACAGCUUAAUAUUUUCAAGUAAGAGACUAUGAUCUCUUGUUGUGGCAUUUCCCUCUACCACUAAUAAUUUCUUCGACCUGUAAUUGAACACAGUCGACAGCUUAAAAUGGUCAACAUCAAGUUUUGCCUGAUUUAAGCCAGUGUUACUUUGGAAUCUCUUACAUAAACUUUGGUUCACCGAACUUUGCUGCCUGCCCUUCGAGUGAUUAUACGACAGUAGACACUCUUCUUCCCAACUGGCCGCAAAAUGUAUUGCUCCAGCAAAUCCGUAUACAUAUUUCAAAAUGAAUUUUGGACUUGAUAACGCGACUAAUGACAUAUGUGGAUGGGCUAAUGACAUACAUGUGCACUGCUGAAAUACAUCCCUAAAGGAUUGAUUGCAAAUACAAUGUACCUUCCACUAAUUUGAUUGCAUCUGAGACAAUUAUCACUGGUGUCAAUGAAAGCAAUGAUGGAACUUGAUUUAUAUUAUAGAAUUUAAUCAAAUCUAUGAGGAUUUCCUUCAGUUCUUUAGGGUUCUUGGUUAUUUGCAGUGCAUCUUGGUUUGUACAGGUGAACUGUACUGUAUAUUCUGUAUUGGCAUUUAAUGUGUGCAUUUAUUCUAUAUGUUUUGUAUUCUUAACAUAGACCUGUUUUGGUGAAGAAUUGGUUGACAUCUGUCAGCAAAGUGCCCCUAGAUUGUGAGUGUGGAAGAGGCUGCCUUGUGCCAAUAUAAAAUAUGGUUUGAAUUGGGGGCAUUUUGUGGACAGAACAGUUGAGGACAACCCGCAAGCGACAAUGUUACACUUUUAAAUUGGUUCAGUUGUUGUUGUUUUAUCGAGGUUGGGUUCAAUUACUUUUAUUCAGGUAGGGGUUAUGUUACCAAAAGCUAAGACAGUUUUUCUGUUUAUUUGAACAGGUAGAACUGAGGGCAAUGCUUAAAGUACAUAUGGAAUAAGCCAUUGGGGCUUUUGAGGUGGUCAUAGGCCCUAUGCUAUUUGAAAUGGAGUAUUUCAUGACAAAAUUGUGGGUGCUGCCAUCUGGAGGGUCAUUCAAGGUCUUUUGAACACGUGACAGUAAAGGUCUUCUCUUGUUGAUGAAAACUGCCCUUAGUUAAUCCUCCAUCUUCCUUACGAAUCUUUCCUCUAUUAGUGAUGGUCUUCAGAUGUAUACGGUCAGAAGUAUAAGCUCCACACAGUCACGGCAAUCAAAAGAGGCCAUUGCAUGGCCAAUGUUAUCGAACAUACAAGAUCGGGUUAAUGCAUGCAUGGCAUUGUUCUCUUGAGCUUUAUUGUAGUGUUAUCAGAAGACCACCAAUAAUAGUCUUUACUGUUGAAUUCUACUUCAACGCAAUAUUUGUCAAAGUCAGUGUACAUUACAGGUAGGAAACGUGUGUCCAAAUACUCUAAAAUGACCUCUAUAAGACCAUAAAGGCACUCUUUUCAAUGGAUGUAUGUGCCUAAUGGUAUGAUAACUGAUUAUGCGAUGGCUGUACAAUGUCCAUGUAUGUCAUCAAAAUACAGUAGAACCUCUCUGUCAAGGACACUCUUGGGACUGGCAGAUUCUGUCCUUCAUAGAGAGGUGUCGUCAUUACAGAGAUCACAUUUAAUGGAGUUGACCAGAGGUUUUUUUGGGGGAAGGUUACUCCGCAUUCGUUCAACUAAACCUUUUCACUUUUAAAUAUAUCACACAGAUGGUGUUGUAGAGGUGAUAUUGGAGUAGGCCUAUGUAAUCGAUGUUAAUUGAGGUGUAGUAUAGAGGAGACAAAGCCACGAGAGAAUAGAUAUUUUGUGUAUCAUGUAUUUUUAUAGUGAAUUGUUAAAAUUUGAUAGGAAAGUACAUUUUGUCCUGCAAAGACGAUUAUACAUUGUCCAAACAGGAACACCUCGCAACAAAAUAUUGUCAAGUUUGUUAGUGAUUUUUGUACCCAUUUGGCUUUGAAGACGUAUGUUUUUAUAUCUCACGUAUUCCGAAUAGUCACAUUCAAUGAAUGUCUUUUAUCAUGCACUGGUUUUAAUUGGACCAAUGUUGUACAUGGACCAGAGUUGUGAGCUGUUUUAUCAAGCAGUAUAGCAACUCAAUAGCCGCUCGAGGGUAGCGUAUCGUACCUCGACACAUGACAAAUUUUAUUCAAUUGUAAAUUAUUAUUAAUUGCUUAAUUAAUGUUCAAUGAUUUUUCCUUUGUGCAUGGAUUUCAAAAUGUCUGUAUUAUAUUCGUAACUAGUCAUUAAUCUGUAAAUGUUGGCACAAGUUGGGCUGUAGAAACUUAUGUCAAUUCUAAUGAGUACAAUGUACUGUCCUAUGUAAAAAGGCUGUCCAUUAUCUACCAAGGCUUGUAGUUGCUCUUGAGUUCAAACAGUGUAGUAUGUCAUAUGUACAAUUCCAGUUCAAAUGUGGAAUAGGUGGAGCUCAGUAUGCAGACGUGCCUCGAGAAAUACCCCCACUUACGAAGUCUAUCAUCAUGUUAACGACAACGAUUCCUUGUCUGGGUUAGAAAUCUUGGCUCGUAGUUUCUAAUGGUCUACCAUUUUCUUACCCUGUGUACAUAAUGGACUGCUCGGACAUGGACAUGAGUUCGAUAGUACCAGUGAAUUGUUUUUUAAUCCAUUCAUUGAUUGUGUGUUAGCAGAACAGGCCUACAUGUAUUUAUUACCUCGCAAACCAUUGUAUGAACCACAAUAGACAGUCAUGUCAGCGUUUUGUGUGAAUUCCUACCAAGUUGGUGGGCCUUGGUUGUCAAAUCAAGACCACUCGAGUAGAACAGAACAUCAUGGAGGCAUGAGCUGAGGUCUUUGGAUGUAUUGAGGUUACUCUACUGUCAGAUUUUUGCGAGUGUUUUAUUUUUACAAUUUUUGCGACAAACAUGACAUAUGGCUCUGCUAGCAUUACGGGGUUUGCAGUAUUGUCCUUUCAACAAAGUUACAGCUUACAGCUCUUUGUGAUAGUAAACUCUCCUAUCACAAUACGUGAUACAAACAUGUCAUUCAUUGAUCAAAAUGAUAGGCAUCACAUUUUGAACCAACACUGUCAACACUUUUGAAGGGAAGGUAAUAAACUUUCAUUGUUCUCUAACAGUCAACAUUCAUAAUGAUCACUCAGGCAUCACAGAUUAAAAUACGCUUAUGAAAUUAGUAUUCCCCUGAUAGCAAGAGAUGGGCUACUUCUCAAAUUAUGCAAUAUUGUAAAACUAUGUUAUAAGUGUUUAUCGACUGUAUGUUAUCGGAACAAACACACAGACAUUUUUUUGCGACACGUGUCAAAAGAUGAAUUAGUUUAGUGUUUGUGUUCCUUCCAAAUUUAUAUUUUACAUGUAAUUUUUUUGUCAGAUAUUCCUAAAUUUUUUGACAUAGCUGCUGAUUUUAUGCCCUGUUGAUGUGACACGUACUUGUCUAUGAACCCAUAGCUUUGAUGCUCAGGGCUUCCUCCAAGCUUGACAUCCAACUUUAGCCAGGUAAUACCCAAUACUCUCAUCACUGAUGCAGAUUGACCUGAUCCUCCAAAACUCAAAAGUCGAACUAAACCAUCUAGUGGUCGUCAGUUGAGAAAGGGUUAAAGGUAUUGUUUAUGAUUCAGACUAAAACUGUAAUAAACGCAUUUGACGAAAAUGAAUUCCUACAUGUAAAUGCUGAUGUUUUGAUGAUUUUGAAAUAUUUUACUGCUUUUCAUUGCCCUUUCGGAGUAUAAUGUCUGCUUUCAAUAGCAACUGUCCUACUACACAUCUUUUCUGAUUAUGGAAUUUGGUGCAAGUAAGAUCUCAUUAAAAUCUCCUCUAGUUCAUGUUGACUUGGGCACUUUUCUUCAAGGAGUACGGCACUUCAUGCCAGUGACAGUAACCUUACUUGUAUCUUGAUGAACAUGGUAAUGGUUUGCUUGUAUUGCCCCCUUUUGGUAGUACAAUAAAUCAAAGACAUUGCCCCACCACAUCAUAUCAAUGGCAAAUUAUUCUGUAUUUAUACAUUAUCAUUAUUAGAAAAUGUAUACAACUUAUACAGAAUAAAGUUUUGAAUAUUA
Molecule: messenger RNA, 9154 nt
Organism: Lineus longissimus
Lineage: Eukaryota; Metazoa; Nemertea; Pilidiophora; Heteronemertea; Lineidae
Product: forkhead box protein P1-like
Exons: 16
Coding region: 139-3105 (988 amino acids)
Biological process (GO): regulation of transcription by RNA polymerase II
Cellular component (GO): nucleus
Molecular function (GO): RNA polymerase II cis-regulatory region sequence-specific DNA binding; DNA-binding transcription factor activity, RNA polymerase II-specific
Source: RefSeq, a predicted model, not a curated record